Messenger RNA from Zeugodacus cucurbitae (melon fly), 3256 nucleotides. RefSeq names its product kelch-like protein 3. Bases 172 to 1869 code for a protein of 565 amino acids. The transcript has 9 exons. NCBI's taxonomy places the organism in Eukaryota, Metazoa, Arthropoda, Insecta, Diptera, Tephritidae. The record is from RefSeq and is a predicted model, not a curated record. Gene Ontology annotation, molecular function: protein binding.
GGACUUUGACAGUGCUCUCUCUAAUCAAAGAGUUCGCUUCAUAAAUGCUUUGGUUAGUAGCUAUGAUAUUGAUUAAUGUUAGUUCAGUAAAGCGUGAAUAGCGGAGCGAGUGAGUGAUAUUAUUAUUCACUAGAAUUUAAUUAAUACGAAGAGAAAGUUCAAUAAUAAACAAUGGAUACAAGAACAACGCAAGCUACUGCUUCACAGAAGAAUUCGAAUGAGUUAAAACGUAUCUUCAAGGAGAAAUUAUUGACAAAAAUAUUUUGUUUCUACGAAGAAAAAUCUCUAAUUGAUGUGACAUUUAAAGUUUCGAACCCAGUGUCUUUAGUACCCGCGCAUCGUUUGAUACUCUCAGCAGCGAGUCCUUAUUUCGAGGAUCUCUUCAACAGCGAUCGUGGCAAUAAUCCUGUUAUUGAAAUAAAUGAUAUCGAUAGCGAUAUUUUUGAGAGUUUAAUAAUAUUUUGCUAUACCGGCCAGACACUGGUGACCGUUGAAAAUGUCACUGCAAUGCUGAAGGCGGCAAUCGUGUUGCAAUUGGAAGAUGCCGCAACCCCUUGUGUGGACUUCCUAAUGACACACAUCAAUGAAUGCACACUACAGGGUGCAUAUGCGUUAGAACGCGAAACGCAAUAUGAACUCCUGAAACAGAAAAUCCAUGAAUACGAAAUACAGAAUUUCAUGGAGAUCAGUCAACACGACGAGUUUCUCAAUUUUGAAGUUGAGAAAUUGCAAUGCCUUCUAGAAUCAGACAAUUUGAAUAUAGCUCGUGAGAAAGAUGCAUUUGAUGCCAUAACACGUUGGUUUAAUCAUAAUGUUGCUGGGCGUCGAGAACAUCUACCUCUUUUAAUCGGUUGCCUGCGGCUUACGCAAUUCGAUGUGGACUUCCUGUUGGCUCACAUACAAACAUUACCAGGCUGUGAGUUGUUGGCCCUCAAGGCGUCUAUGUGGAUCAAGGAGCCCUCAGCACGACCAAAGAUAAAUAUCCGAUUUCCAGAACCACGUGGAGGAUUAACAUUGCUGGCUAUUUACGAAGUGGACCUAGCGGAUAACCCAUGUGCUUUGCAGUAUAAUAAAGCUGAGGAUAAAUGGCAAAAUUAUGGGAAUAUUUAUAAUUAUGGUCAACAGCGUCGUGCGAUUUUAAAGGAUGAUAAUAUAUUCGUUUUUGGCGGCACUGAAAAUGGAAAACCAUCCAACACCGUCCUCAGCUGGAAUUUACGAAAUAAAAUAUGGCGAGUAUUACCCAGCAUGAAGCAAGCAAGAGAGGUGCACUGUGUUGUUGAAUUAGAUGAUAAAUUUUACGCGAUUGGUGGUAUUGGGGAUGGCAAUACUAGUCUGCAGUCAGUUGAAAGGUAUACGACAUCUAAUGGUUGGGAGUUUGUGAAACCUUUGAUUACAGAACGAUACGAUGCCGGUGCAGUGACUUUGAAUGAUAAAAUCUACGUACUCGGUGGUACAAAAAGAAAUUACUUAAAAUCCGUCGAAUGCUACAACCCGGACUCGAAUACUUGGAGCUAUUGUGCAGAUAUGAUAGAACAACAUUUGUGUUGUGUUGUAACUGUCCAUAAAGGCCACAUCUACAUUACAGGCGGUUAUGGGGGAACCAGAACUGUUGAACGUUACGAUCCUCAGCGAGACACAUGGUCUAAGAUUUGCUCUUUGGAUGUCGGCGGGGCCAAUUGGUGCCGUACAGCUUUCGCAUCUCUAGAUAAUAAAUUAUGGACUAUUGGGGGUAGGGGAGCGAAUGAAAAUGAGACAAGUGUAGCAGUUUAUGACGAUGAAAAUGACCGUUGGGUACAGAAGAGGUCGCUACCCUCAGGUGACAUAUAUGCUUGUUUUGUUGUGCCUUUAUCUUUACUGACAUCCAAAUAAAUAAACUGUAAUAAACAUUUUCUGGUUUCUUUAAUAAUAAAUACAAGAUUAUGAAAGUUGUUUUUGAGAAGAGAGGAAAAGGGGCAAAAUGUAUUCGCCUAUACGCCCCGACGAACGAGCGUUUUACUACCACACUUGUAUAACAAAAUCUAUGUGUACGAAUGUACUCGUAGAAUGGAGUUUAGUACAUUUUGUUGACAUUAAUAUGCAAGAAACGGUUGCACGAUUUAAGUCAGGAUUUCAGUUUGUCUUUCACUCCCAUUCCCACUCAGUCGCCAUAGGUCGAUUUUGAUUUGUUACAUUCACCGCAUGCGAAUGUAUAUUUGUGUUGGUGUGAAAUAAUUUUUAGUGAUUUGGGAGCAUAAAAUAAUGCUGGCAAGGUUCGUACAGAUGUGUAUACUCCGAUUUAUAGUUAUGAAUCCAAAUGGGCAAAAUGCCUUUUAUAAGGCGUGGCAAACCUUCUAGACAUAUUUUUGUGAUUUGGUUGAUUUUUUUUUUUGGUAAAUCUACAAUUCGUUAAGUGUUUUCUUUUAGCUUUAACUUUUGUAUACCAAAUUUUAUAACUAAAGUCGAGAGCACAUAUUUUCUAGAAGUAAAAUGGUUCCAUAUGAAAAACUUUGUAUAAAUUCAGUGCAGCAAACACAAUCUCUUAGCGGUAACCUAAUAUUGAAGAUAUACGAAACACAUUUUCUCGCUUAAUAACUGGAAAAGCUGUUGAAAUGAAAGACAGUCAAUCUUCAACAUUAACUGAAUACUUUAACGUCGAUAACUCCGAACACCGGAUUCUUGUCAAUGUUAUAUGGACUCCACCCGUGUGAUCCACUGAAAAUCUUUAAACUUAAAAAAAUAGUUUCUUCACAAUUUUUACCACAUAUUUCAGUAUUCCCUUAUAUUCUUACAUAAAAGCAAUAAACCGAUUACCACAAAUUUUCCGCAUUAAAACAUUUGCCACGCUGCAAUUUGAGUAGAACUAUAUUUUCACGCCAAUAGAAGUCAUUUUCGAUAGCUACAAUAGUUGACUAAGCUCGAAAGCUACAAAGAGUUAAGAAAAUCUCGAAUAAGUGAAUAUGGCAAGACACGAGCUGAAGUCCGUCUUUUAUUUAAUGAUUUUACUGAAAGCACUACCGUUGAUUGUGGCGCAGUUAAUGGAUUACAGCUCUGAAGAGGAACAAGGUGUAGAAGAUAUGGCAAUCAAUUAUUGUUUAUGGUUCUUGAAUUUAACCAGAGAUGACUUUAUUUGUGCUGCCAAGGUUGAUCCGAUUUUUAAUAUAUUUUUAUGAGGAACUUUCUGUAUUUGUUUCACAAUUUCUUACCACAAAUACAAAUUAUUGUCAAAGAAUUAUUAAUGAAGUGUAUCAUAAUAUAUUCUACAUUUAUGUUCAUUGAA